Sphaeramia orbicularis (orbiculate cardinalfish) is the source of this 1810-nucleotide messenger RNA. RefSeq names its product kelch repeat and BTB domain containing 13b (gene kbtbd13b). NCBI's taxonomy places the organism in Eukaryota, Metazoa, Chordata, Actinopteri, Kurtiformes, Apogonidae. The record is from RefSeq and is a predicted model, not a curated record. Bases 241 to 1680 code for a protein of 479 amino acids. Gene Ontology annotation, molecular function: protein binding. The transcript has 2 exons.
GUAAAUGAAUGUAAAGAGACAGAUGGAUAAAGAGACCUGCUGGUGGUGUUCAAAGUGAUCUGAGAUAACCAACCUCUGCUACCUGUAGAGCUGCUUCUAUUUUAAAGCUGUGAAACAACUGAGCCUCCCUAUAGAGUAAACCGGCUUUGUACAGAGUCACUUCUCUCCAGCUCCUCUUCAAGGCUUUUGGAAACGCUUCAACUUCUCUUGGACUUUUCAUGCGUGUCAUGGACAGCGGUCAUGUCGUUGUACAGCAGUAACUCAGAGAACAGCGACUAUGAUGGUGCAGAUGAGGGGAGAUGUCUGCCAUGUUCUACUUCUGGGGUCAUCUCAGCUAAGUUAACUGUUGUGGUUGGAGACACCCACUUCUCUGAGGAGAAGACGUUACUCAUUCAGAGCUGUGACUAUUUCCAAGCUCUUUAUCGCUCUGGGAUGAAGGAGUGUCGCCAAGAGGAAAUCCACCUCCAGUGUCUGCGGGCUCAGGGCUUCCUGAUCACCUUGGGUGUUUUACGAGGAGAAAUGCCCAUUCUGGAUGGUGAUGACAUUGUUGAGGCCAUUGAAUGUGCUGCUUUCUUACAAGUGGCACCGCUUACCAAACACCUCAUUAACCUCAUUGACUCAGAUAACUGUUUGCUCAUGUAUCACACCGCUGCAACCUUCGGUCUGAUGGACCUUUACCACGCCGCUGCGCUGUUCAUCAGAAACAUGUACAGCGAUCUGGAGGAAGAGCUCAGGAAAACGUUAGCGCCUGAGCUGAUCUCCUACAUAGAGUCUCUAGCCCCAAGUGUUUUUGUGGCUGUAGGUGCCCAUGUGACCUGCGGAGUUGACAAAACCGUACACGCUGCCUCCAGAACAGUCUGUUACUUGGAUGAAGCUGGAAAUAACUGGAAUGUUUUGACAGAUCUUCCACUAGAGGCCAGUACCUCUCUGGCUGGAGUGACAGUUUUGGAUAAUAAACUCUACAUCAUCGGUGGUGUUCAUGGAAUCCACAAAGAAGUCGUGGACACUUCUUUUUGCUACAGUGUUGAAAACAACAGCUGGAGCCAAAUUGCUAGUCCCGCUCAGCUGCGGUACAACUUCAGCCUCGUGGGCGUUGACAGUCGUCUUUACGCCAUUGGAGGAGAGUAUGAGCGGAUCAUGAUGUCGUCCGUUGAAACUUAUGAUGUUGAAACUGGGAGGUGGGCUUUUGUGGCUCACCUGCCUCGACCUGCAGCUGGAGUGGCUUGCACCAAAGCCAUGGGUCGGAUCUUUGUAUGUUUAUGGAAACCAAUGGACACUACGGAUAUCUAUGAAUAUGUUUUAGGGAAAAACACGUGGCAGCUGGUGACGACACUGAUCAGGCAGCAGAGUUAUGGCCACUGUAUGGUUGGACACAAAGACAAUCUGUACAUCAUGAGAAACGGACCCUCAGAUGACUUCCUGAGAUGCUUGAUGGACUGUUACAAUCUGACCUCAGGCCAGUGGUCAUCUCUACCAGGACACUUUGCUAACAGUAAAGGUUCACUCUUCACUUCUGUGGUGAGAGGUGACACAGCGUUGACAUUAAACAGAAGCAUGACCCUUGAGUACACCAUAGAGUGUAAAACUUGGAAGCCCCGACGACAGAUGAAAGGUUUCCCCAGAAGUGGAUCUGUGUGGACUUUUCUGCUCAGAUUGCCCGAAGCUCUCAUGCUUCAGUAGUGGCCCAACAUUGUAAAAUCCAUCAGACUUUUCACAUUUAUAGGCUUAUUUUCUUCAAAAAUUUUCUUCUGUAAAUGUAAAAAAAAAGUGUGCACACUGAAAAAGUGUCAAAGGUUCAGUGCGUAAUGUU